Schizophyllum commune H4-8 is the source of this 1364-nucleotide messenger RNA. RefSeq lists its product as uncharacterized. NCBI's taxonomy places the organism in Eukaryota, Fungi, Basidiomycota, Agaricomycetes, Agaricales, Schizophyllaceae. The coding region runs from base 1 to 1152 and encodes 383 amino acids. The transcript is spliced from 3 exons. The record is from RefSeq and is a predicted model, not a curated record.
AUGAACCCCUCACUUUACCUCGACUUCAGAUCUCUCAGCGCUGCACUGACUUCUCAUGCACUUCACGCUGCUAUGGAGAAGGGCGAAAUACUGAAAUCACAAGCCCAACUUGUACUGGAAAGAAAUCGCCAGUACGCCAAGCUCGCUUCUUGUCUCGCUGUUCUCCUCGUCUUUGCCUGUAUCAAAUUCCUUUCUCGACCAAGCAGGAAAUCUAAACGCUCUGCUCUCACUCUCGCCGACCUUUCUCCAUGUAUGCGCGCCCUCAUGCUCCUCAUCGUGCCCACCCGCGUCGCCUGGCCUCCACACUACAGCCGCGCCGCCCGAGCCGCAGUCCUCUCCCACAGCAAGACAAUUACUCUUGAUUUACACGUUCUCCUCGCCGACAUCUCCUCUGGAAAAAUCGAACUCCGGCAUCCCGAGGACCUCGUCGACCUUCUCAGCGGACUCCGCGUAGAUGGCUGGAUAAUUGCACUGCGCGUUGACCCGGGCUGGUCUCGGAAAAUCCAGCGCGGGAUCGCGAUGAAGCCGCUGAAGUCGCUUCUCACCCUCAUAGAUCGCGAAGAAGCGGGAAAUAGCGAUCACCCUCAGCCAGGAAAAAUCGAACGCCCCACGCUCGUGCUGGACAACGUCGCACCGAGCCUAGCCGAACCGCGCUUGGCUGCCUUCCUGCGGGCCCACUACGCCUGCGCCGUCGAGUUCACCGCCGUCUCCGGGAGUAUCUCCGCCUGGAGUACGCCCUGGAUCCUGGCCGCCUUGCCUUUCUGUCCCCAUCGCCACAAAGCCGCCUGUAUCCGCACCGAACCUCAGACCACGCCUCUCUUCGCGACUCUGCACGGGACCCUGGACCUGCUCGCUCGCGCGGACGCCCUCGCAGCUCCAGACGAAUCGGCAGCCCCAGAUACCCUGGCAUCUCCCGACGGACUGGACCAACCGCGCAAGACCAUCCUUGCCGUGCACAACAUCUCCGUCAAUUACGCGGCGGACCUGCUGGAGCUUCGCGAGCGCCUGCACUCGGACGCGACCAUGCGCUCCUCGUACGUCGCCCGAUACGGAGUUGAUUGCUGGAGGGAGCGGCGGGUGAUGCUGGCGUGGGAGGCGGCCCUGCUACGCGCUGGGAUGCUCGUUAGGUGGUCCGUCGAACUCCGCGGCUAAGGCCUGGUAAAGGAUGGCGAGGGAGGUCAACAAUCAGAGGGAAUAUUCCAUGCACACGAUCUACCACAUACACGUACCCACAGGCGGCUUCCUCGACCGCGGGCGCGGGAGGGAGAGAUCUUGCACGCAAGUCCCUCGUAUGCACGCUAUCACUCGUACGCGAAGACGUCCUUCGAAAUGCUUAUCGUUCCAUUGCAAUGCGGUUGUUGUAC